GGGUCAGAGGCGGCGCGACUGUCAAUUGUAUUGCCUAUUCUCGUGAAAAGUCUCCUGUUGUUGCUCGGAGUAUAACCAAGAUCAUUCUCGUGGAUGAGUUUCAGUUUGAGUGAUGUGCAAUUUGCGCGCGCAGAGCCGCCUGAUCGCUGGAAUCCACGCUUACGACCGAGAAACUUCUCUUCUUUCUGCACUUUGUUGACAUCGAUAUGUUUUGGUCCUAGGUUCGAUUAUUUUCUGACUCGUUUUGGGAUUGGCUUGUGGACAAACCGGUGCACUGACAGACUAUUCAGCCAAGCAACAUAGCUGGCUUAUUAGGAUUUAGUUUUUACACGCAUCGUGCCUUGAAGCAGUCGAAAAAGGGAACUUGACUUGUUGCGCGUACAGAGAGCGCACGAGUUUCCAUUCAAGUUGGUACUGUACCUGCCUGUGUCCAGAAUUCUGCUCUGAUUUGGACAUUUCCGUCACAGCGGAGAUGAUUUGUGCGGGUCAGCCGUAGCCCAAAAACCUCCGACAGCUUGGUGCUCAGUGACUGUGAGAUCCUGCUCACAAUUACCGAAAUUGGGUCGUUUUGUUUCCUCCAGACAGAAAACGAUGAUGUAGGAGAAACCUAUUUGUGGCAUCCAUGCACAGGCAAGAAAAACUUUCUGUGCUUCGACGAGUUAAUUCAUUUUCCCGUGUGUAAACAGCGAAGCCCUGUAGCCUACUUCGAGUCAACAUGUCUGAGCGUGAUGGAUUUGGAGACGGGCUGUGCAGCGAUGGAGCGCCAGACUGUAUCCCUCCCAGAGCGUCCCGCGGCCGGAGGAGCGGGGUGAUCGUGCCCGGUGGCGGCCAGGACACAGACACCAUUCUUCUGGAGUCUGUGAAAGCAGCACCACGCAGGAGCAGCAUUAUAAAGGAUCCCUCGGUGCAGAAGGUUGGUGGAGGUAGAAAGAAGACAGUCUCGUUUAGCAGCAUGCCCUCUGAGAAGAAGGUGAGCAGUGCAGCGGACUGCUUGGCCUUCAUGCAGGGCGGCUGUGAGCUGAAGAAGAUCCGUCCCAACUCCAGGGUCUACUGCCGAUUCUACACCCUGGAGCCGGACCUCACUUGUCUGCGCUGGGAGCCCUCCAAAAAGGAUGGGGAGCGGGCCAGGCUAGAUGUGUCCAGCAUCAGAGAGGUCCGAACAGGCAAGAGCACGGAGACCUUCCUCCACAAUGGCCCCCUGUCCGAGCACCUGGCUGAGGAGGCGGCUUUUUCCAUCAUACAUGGGGACGACUACCAGUCACUGGACCUGGUUGCGCUGUCAGCAGAUGUGGCUAACAUCUGGGUAACAGGCCUUCGCUACCUAUUGGCACACCCUUCAGUCAUUGGAGCGGCUGGAGGAAUCAGCGGGGGAGGUGGAGUCCUGCCUGAGGGAAGCGUCUCGGUAGAGGGAAGUCUGGGCAGUAAGAUGCGGAGCGAAUGGCUGGCGACGGAGUUUGCAACAGUUGACGAAGAUGGGUACGGCAUUGUGUCUGAGGAUGUGGCUGUGUCGACCAUCUGUAAACUGUGCCCUGGGAUCAAAGAGGCAAAGGUGCGUCUGCGCUUUAAAGAAAUCCAGCGCAGUAAGGAGAAGCUGACGUCUCAUGUGACACGUGAGGAGUUUCAGGAAGCCUACUGUGAGCUGUGCACACGCCCUGAUGUCUACUUUCUGUUGGUCCAACUGUCCAAGGACCGUGAGUGUUUGGACCCUCAGGACCUGAGGCUGUUCCUGGAGACGGAACAGGGCUUGUCCCUGGCCACCACUGAGGGCUGCUGGGAGUUGCUGAGGCGAUAUGAGCCCUCAGCACAGGGCCGGGAGAGGGGGCUGAUGGGAAUUGAUGGGUUCGCCAGGUAUCUGCAGUCUCCAGAGUGUCAACUACAGGACCCUGAACACCAAGGAGUCUGCCAGGACAUGAGCAUGCCUCUGUCACACUAUUACAUCAGCACAUCGUACCGCUCUUACCUGCUGGAUGACCAGGUUCAUGGCAGGGCUGACCUCGGUGGACUUAUAAAGGCUUUGCAGGCUGGUUGUCGCUGCCUGGAGCUCGGGAUCACUGACGGGCCAGAAGGGGAGCCACUUCUGGGGGUGGACCUUGGGCCAGACAUCCCUCGUCAUCAUCACCAUCAUCAUCAUCACCACUCCCCAGUCACUAUCCGCUCUGCUCUGGAGGUGGUCAACAAAUAUGCCUUUCUGACGUCCCAGUACCCACUGCUUAUAUAUCUGUGCCAUCGUUGUACGCCGUCUCAGCAGCGGGUCAUGGCGCAGCACCUUAAAAAAGUGUUCGGGACUCGCCUGUACACCCCCGAGGCUCUCCCUGUCACUCUGGGGGGCCGGCCCACCACUCUGCCCUCUCCUGAGCAAUUAAAGGGGCGUGUGCUUAUAGUAGGAAAGAAGCUGCCCUCAGAGCUAGAGGACUCCGAUGGAGAUGUGUCUGAGGAGGAUGAGGAAAUAGGAGGAGGUGGACCCUUAGCCGGCCGCAGAAUGACCAUCCCUGGUGAGGAGGAGCUGGGCGUGGUGCUGGUCGUGCCCCCUCCUUCUCAGCCCCGGAAACUUCGGCUCCACAAAGAGCUGUCAGACCUGGUGAGUAUCGUUCGGACAGGCAGUCGCAGCUUCUACGCUCAGAGAGCCACUUUUAAACUUGCACAGCAGCAGUCGCCUCCCAGCAGCCCCUGCUCCCCAGGCACACCACUGCCCCCUGAGCCCCCAUACUGGACUCUGUGCUCUCUGGGUGAAGGAGAGGCCGGGCGUCUGAGCAGUGAGAGCCCGGAGGACCUGGUCAUGUUCACCAAACGCACCCUGACGAGAGUGCGCCCCAGCUCAGUGCGGCUGGACUCUAGUAACCCCAACCCUCAGGGCUACUGGAAGGGCGGGGUGCAGCUUGUGGCCUUGAACCAGCAGACUCCUGGAGCCAUGCUGGACCUUCACCGAGGACGCUUCUCUCAGAACGGGGGCUGUGGCUUUGUUCUGAGACCUGCUGUCAUGAGAGAUGAAGUGUCAUACUUCAGUGCCCACACACAAGGCUGUGUCCCUGGAGUGCCUCCACAGACGCUCCGCAUUAAGGUGAUUAGUGCCCAUAACCUGCCCAAGCCCCAGGGGUCGGGUGCUAAGGGUGAGGUCAUUGACCCAUAUGUGGUCCUGGAGCUACAUGGGGUCCCUGCAGACUGUGCUGAACAAAGGACACGCACGGCCGCUCAAAACCAGGACGACCCACUGUUUGACGAGACCUUUGAGUUCCAGGUGAACAUGCCAGAGCUUGCCUUGCUGCGCUUCGUAGUAUUGGACGAUGACUACAUUGGUGAUGAUUUUAUUGGGCAGUACACAGUGGCGUUCGAGUGCCUUCAGCCUGGGUACCGCAACGUGCCCCUGCUGGGUUUGGCGGGUGAACCCUUACCACACUCCAGUCUGUUUGUGCAUGUGGCCGUGACCAACAGGAGGGGCGGGGGCAAGGCUCAGCGGAGGGGCUUGUCUGUGAGACGGGUGGCACGCAGAGGGAGAGAGUACGUCACCCUUAGGCACACGGGAAUCAAGGUGUUAGACGAGGCCUUCAAACCAGCCGGCGGUCUGCUGAAAGAGGCAGCGGAUCUACGGGAGGAGGCUCAGAGCACCACGGCCAGUUUCAAAGAGCAGUGUGGGCUCCCCACAGUGGCCAAACUGAAGCAGUGCAUCCAGAGCCUGGCCACGCGGCUGCAGACCUCUGAGGGCACCAUGGGGGCAUGCAUGGUGCUGAAGGAGGGGUACCCCUGUCUGGAGGCCCAGAUCAACCUCCCCGAGCCCACCAAGAAGCUACUCACUGCCUAUGACACGAUGAUCGCGGCCCAGAAGCAGCUGAUUGAAAGCGCAGACAGUCUCCAGGACAGGGUCGCUCAGGUGCAGAAAGAAGGAAUGGACUUUCACGAGGAUCUUUCUCGUCUUGGGGAGAAAGAGGGACUAAAGGGGCGUAAACUGAAUAAGGCUGUGGAGAGCUUCACUUGGAACAUCACAGUGCUCAAGGGCCAGUGUGAUCUGCUGCGUGGGGCAAAGAUGGACUCUCUCGACGCCCUGAGGCAGCUGGCUCUGGCCUGUGAAGCCUGUGGACUGACCUCCUCCUCUUCAUCAUCAAACUCCUCCUCCUUCUCCACCGCAGAGCUCCACUACUCCUCCCACCCACAGUCCGGGCGCAGGGGCAGUUCCUACGGCAAUGGGCGCAUCUGACGCACCUCCCUCGCCAAAACACAGUACUCAUUAUUGAAGACAAAAAGAUAAAGAUUUGGCGGCAAGAAGAUCCCUUAAUCUGUAAUAAAAGUCUAGACUGAACCAGCCCAGAAAGCCUUAAGGUGUGGGGAAGAGGUAUGGAGUUGCUACGAAACAGAAUGUAAUUAAGAAAAAUGUCAGAUUUUAAGAACACUCAGAUGUAUUUUGACAGUCCCAAAGAAACAUGUGUCUUGACAUUUUAAAGCAAUGGGUGGAUUCCUGUGUCAGAGAUAGCUGAGUCAUUUUUUAAAUUGUAUGGGCGGUUUACCCAGGGGACCUCGCCAUCCCAUGCUUCACUGUGGGGAAAAAAACUGCAAAUGUCAAAAAGCAAAGGAAAGUUCAUCCAAAGUUUGAUCCAAGUCUAAUAACAUUAAAUAUCAUAUCAAAACUUUUCUUUUUGAAUGAAAGCAGAUGGAAUAGCCAGAGAAGAACGUCAUCAUGUGUUGACAGUUGUACAUUGGAUCUUGACAGUUUUGUUCAUUGAGCCAUUGCACAGUUGACAAACUGCUGACAAAACCUCUGAUUAGGCAGAUGUUGGUGAUGGCGAUACACACAAAUCUUAUCAAAGCUCUAUUUAUGAAAAGACUUGGGAGUAUUUCAUAAAAUUUUGGUAGUUUUUGUUGGCCAGGAAGUCAGUGUAAAACCUGCUGGAAAUUAUUAUAGUAUAGUCAGAUCUCGAGGUAUAAGGAUUGUCCAAUAACUGGAAUUUCGCAGUUUGAUUCCCACUCUUUUUGAGUUUGUUUUGAGUCCUUCAGCAAAACACCUCACCCACUAUGACUUGAUCUGUUACUGUGGUUGUGAGUUUGACUGUGGACGAAGAUGCUUCAAGUGCAAAAUUGCAGCAAUAGUCAGGAGAAGCUUUCUGCAAUGUGACUGAAAAGUGAAUGUAUAAUUGUACAGCAUUAUUAUUAUUAAAAAUAAUAUCUCUAAAUUAUCUUAAAACACACCACCAGAAAUAACCCUUUGCUCUAUUACUGGAUAAUUUCUGAAUCACAUCUCUUCACUUGUUGGGCACAGUACUAUACAGUUUCCAUUGUUUAGAGUCAGAGUUAAACCAAUGGAUGGACAGGCACCUACCCAUGGGUCUUAUGGGUGACUUUGUUAACCUGAGGACAAGUCAGGGAUAGCCGAAACUUGAGUACUGUAAACGAGAGAGUAACUCGAGAAGUACUAACAGAUACUGCGGUACUACACUAUUUGUUGUAGUACACAGUGAGUAUCAAAUUAACCUGCUAACUAUACCUUUACAAGUGGGCUAAAGGAUGCUAGCAGCCCUUACACUGGGAUUGUUUGUGUCCACCGAUGAAACUUUGAUGAAGUACACUGUAUUGAUGUAGCAAUAAUAGUGUUAAGAAAGUUAAUGAGGCAACACGUUACAGUAAUGAAUAAUUUUAUAUUUUUUUUUGUGUGAAAAUGUCUGAAAAUGAUGUCCAGAUGGUGCUACUGACCACAGCUUGUUGUUGAGCUUUACUAGUCAGUACCCAUUGCUCUAUUUCUUCUUCUUCUAGGCCUUUUGAGUGUUGAUGUGUGUUUUGUUAAAUGGCUACAAGGAAUACACAUGCUUUUGUACCAUUGCAAUGCUGCUUUACUCAAACCAAACCGGGCAAAACUAAGCUAUCGUGAUGAAAAAUACCUCCUUAAAUAUAAUGUUUUUGAACAAGGUGUUUUACUAAUGAGUUUGUGACAUAAGCUCAAAGGUUUUAACUACAAUCCCUAUUCUAAAUUAGUAUAGGCACUCUAAAAUGUGUAUUAAAACAAAACACACACAAGUGCAAUUGCUGAAUAAUAAUAUUAAAGGUGUACAAUGUAAUUUUUUGGGUGGAGUCUCCACCUUGUUCCCACAGUAUGGUAUGGUAGUAUGGCAUUAUACUACUCACAGCAUGUUUUUCAAUUUGUUUUUUAGCAAUAAAAACACAAAUUGAAACAAUGCAGCAACAACAAUGUUUAAUGCCAUAUUGUGGAACAUUCUAGGCAAAGCAAUAACUUUCUACUAAUCCCAUCAAACUUUAAAUUGGCUAUUAUUUCUAAGGAAAGUACUUAUACUUAUACUUAUAUGAACACAUUGAUAUUGAUAUGCGAGUUUGCAUUUUUGUGUGUUUUAAAAGUGUCACUUUUCAUUCAGGAUUUGAUUUGUACAAAAUGAUUCUUUUUAGUUUGCAGUCAGUGCAAGGAACGAAACCGCUGAUUUUAGAAGAACAAAGACAGGAUGAAUGUUUCUGAGCCCUUUAAGAAUAUGUGAGGGUGGAACAUCCUAGAAAAACAACUGCAGGUAAUUUAUCAUCCACUUAAAGCUUACCACUCCUAAUAAGAAGUCAGCUCCUGUUUGGUACUUUCAUUUUUAAACUUGAGAUAGACUUGACCCUAUUCCAUAUUUCACACUGAUCUACAUUCCUUUAACCUACAUAUUCACUUCUUUUUUGGAGGUUUUUAUAGAUGCUCAGAGCUGACCUAAUAUUAUGCAAGUUUUACUAGCAUUUUGUCUAAGAAAACCCCUUUGAAAUUGUGCGAUAGCUGUAGUUGGUUCCGGUUGCUGAUUGGCUGGGUACACCUGCGGGCCUUUAUAAUUGGCGGUGAGCAAUAGACUGGCAACACCUGCUGCUUUAGUCUAUUAAUAACACAGGGACUCGAUGCUGUUGUCUGUCAUGAUACCACGCUGCCCUAUUUCCUGCUCCACUGAUCCAAACCAGUCCCUCCUCCUAUCUAUCUCUUACAUAUUGCCAAACAUUUAAAUUCACCCUUUUAAAUGCAGUAGCUUCAAACAGAAAAACUCCUCUGCCACCAAGAGGCACUCAUGGUUACUCUGGACAGAUCUUGUUUACCUGUCUGGUGAGAUACUAUCCAUCAAUGUUGCAUUAGCUUCAGUAUUAGCUUUCGGCUGUUCUGCUUUACAAGUUCGUUUCAGCUAGGUCAAAGAGCAACAGGGGUUACUGCGUUUGAGGGGUCCCAUUUCAGUACUUUGAACAAUGAGGUGCAGGUAUUAUUUUUAAUACUAAAUUUGUAAACAGCUUUAGUCUUUAUACAAAAACUGACAAUUGCAGUAUGUUCAAAUAGCUCAAAGGUACACUGUGUAACAUUUCUAGCAGAGUGUCCACCACCUGCUUGUCUCUAUAGAAAUGUUAUUGCUUUGUCUAGAAUGUUCCACAGUAUAGCUUAAUCCCAUCUAUUGUGAGGAAGACGAGCAGGUUACACCACUACGUUACAUUACAUUUCAGAUCUAUGGAAAGGUGCCCUUAUUCACAGAAGGAAUUAUUGUAUUUCUGAGCACUAGAAACAACCAUAAUGGAUAAAUAUUAGAUGAAUAUGUUUAAUGUCAUACCAUGGAACAUUUCAGGCAACGCAAUAACAGCAGAAAAGUUGCACAGUGCACCUUUAACUCCAGAGCCAUAUUUUUUGUCAUAGAUACAUUCACAUAGAUUCAUACCUGCAUACAUAGGUCAGUUGAAUGUUAUUAUUAUCUGUUCUGUUACCUUUUCAAACUCAGGCAAAGGUGCACAGUGAUUUGAUGAAUUUCAGCAGCCACAAUAUGUCUUAUUAAAUAUAUACAAUAAUAAUCAUACCAAACAGCCAUCCAAAUGUAAGCACCACUCUUCAGUAUUCAGAAGUACUUUCUUACUGCAGUUUACUCUGGCUUCUUGUGUAUUGAUUGCUUUAUUGGUACUAAGAACAAAUUUCAACUGGGACUUUCUGUUCAUUUUGUUCACUUGUCUUAAGCUCAAGUCUGUGCUCUGCGUGCGUGUGAUACUACCUAAUAUAUUUCAGGACCUGUAGUAACUUAAAAACCCUGCAGUUUUCUUGGUACCUGUCAUAGUGGUGUGAACACAGAUCACUUAUGUAAAGGUAUUUGGGUUUUGCUAUAUUAAUUGUGGCAUCUAGAGUGUCCUUAAAUCAGUGUUGUUCUCUCAACUGUUCUUAUGGUCAUUGUAUGUUUUUGUAAAAUAUAAAAAAAACCCAAAAGAAACAAAAAAUAUUUAUUUAAGUGUGUUUUAAAAAGCAUAAAUAUUAUAAUAAAUUAAAUAGACAUUGCUUUUAUUUUGAAAAGCUAUUGUGUUUUUCUAUCUGACAAAUAAUCAAAUAACAAGAGUAUGUUUCCCAGACUAAAUAAAAUGAUUUUUCCGCACCA
This is a messenger RNA of Boleophthalmus pectinirostris (great blue-spotted mudskipper), 8348 nucleotides long. RefSeq names its product phospholipase C like 1 (gene plcl1). The coding region runs from base 716 to 4189 and encodes 1157 amino acids. NCBI's taxonomy places the organism in Eukaryota, Metazoa, Chordata, Actinopteri, Gobiiformes, Gobiidae. The transcript has 12 exons. Gene Ontology annotation, molecular function: phosphatidylinositol-4,5-bisphosphate phospholipase C activity. The record is from RefSeq and is a predicted model, not a curated record. Gene Ontology annotation, biological process: intracellular signal transduction; lipid metabolic process.